GCUUGUUCAACAUCCUGGCUUCGUCCUGUUCGCAGCGUCGACCUAUCACGUCCGUUAAAUACCAAACACAAAGAUGGCCGUCUCUAUGCGCGCUGCUCAGACCGCCAAGGCCGCUCGCGUUAGCCGCGCUGCCAGGCCUGUUCGCGCCAACGUGGUGUGCAGGGCGCAGAAGGUCGAGUUCGGCCAGGCCGCCGCUGCUCUGGUGGCUGCCUCUGCCCUUGUUGCCGGGUCCGCCAAUGCCCUGACCUUCGACCAGCUCCAGGGCCUGACCUACCUCCAGGUCAAGGGCAGCGGCAUUGCCAACACCUGCCCUGUCCUGGAGAGCGGCACCACUGACCUGAAGGAGCUGAAGGCUGGCAGCUACAAGCUGCAGAACUUCUGCGUUGAGCCUACCUCUUUCACUGUUAAGGAGGAGGCCCAGUUCAAGGGCUCUGAGCCCGAGUUCGUGAAGACGAAGCUCAUGACUCGCCUGACCUACACCCUGGACGCCAUGAGCGGCACCCUGAAGGUCGGCAACGACGGCUCUGCUGAGCUGAAGGAGGACGACGGCAUCGACUACGCCGCUACCACUGUGCAGCUGCCCGGUGGCGAGCGUGUGCCCUUCCUGUUCACCAUUAAGCAGUUCGAUGGCAAGGGCAGCCUGGACAACAUUAAGGGCGACUUCCUUGUGCCCUCCUACCGCGGUGCUACCUUCCUUGACCCCAAGGGCCGCGGUGGUGCCACCGGCUACGACAACGCCGUUGCGCUGCCCGCCCGUGCCGAUGACGAGGAGCUGCUGAAGGAGAACGUCAAGAACACCAAGGCGCUCAAGGGCUCCGCCGUCUUCUCCGUGGCCAAGGUUGACACCGCUACCGGUGAGAUUGCCGGCGUGUUCGAGAGCGUGCAGCCCUCCGACACCGAUCUGGGCGCUAAGGUGCCCAAGGACGUCAAGGUCACCGGCCUCUGGUACGCUCAGCUGCAGUAAGCUGGCCGGCUGUAUCCUAGCCCAGCUGCUUAAGCAUUUCAACUGCGGCCUUCACAGCGCAGCUGGCUUCUUCAGUUCGCUGUGGCUGUUGAUGACCGGCGCUUAUGCUGCUGGUGCUAUUUGCGGUCCCUGCUCUUGCAUAAGAGUUUGGGGCCUGCUGCCGGAUAGCUGCUUUGGGAGAGCGGGAGCAACUUGUUGAAGGCAUCUUCUUUGCCGCGCAAGGGCAAGGCUAAGAGCAGGCGGAAAACGAGGCUAGGGCGUUGUUUGGUUGUGGAAAGGGACUUUUUGUUGUUGCCCGUGUCCUGACCACUUCUAUUCAGCGUUGUUAGCAGAGCCGACUUGGUUUGCGAUGCGAGCAGAAUAUCGUGGAGCGGAAGGUUGUGACAGCUGAGCUUGCUUCCUGAUAGGAGGAUCAGGGAGGAUAGCUCUUUUUGUGAGCGCCAGUCGGACUGAGAAGAACGAAGAGAAGAAAGCGUUUAAAUUAAUUCGCGCAUGUCGGCUAUCGUCUGUGUAAGGCUUAAUGCUGCCGGAGCAGAAGGGGCUGCUUGCGCUCGUCGCGGAAAAGGGACACUGUUCCUGUGUGGCACGCGCUUCUAGUAGGCAGACCGCGCGAUGACACACGGGGCGGGUCAAUAAACCCUCUUUCUGUGGAGUAGCGUGAGAAGACGUUGCAUGUCUUUCCCAUCUGUAGAUAACAUGUACGAUACCAUCGCGUGUGUAACGCACCAGAGAAGAAG
Molecule: messenger RNA, 1701 nt
Organism: Astrephomene gubernaculifera
Lineage: Eukaryota; Viridiplantae; Chlorophyta; Chlorophyceae; Chlamydomonadales; Astrephomenaceae
Source: the annotation of a GenBank genome assembly